AUUGUUUUGAUUUGUGCUUGUGGUCACGUAGUCCAUACUCCUACUGGGAUCUAUUUUUUAUUUACACGUUCUCACGUAUGCCAAUUUUUUUGUGACCUAAAAAUGAUUAUUCCAAAGCACCUAAUUACUUCCCAACGGUUAUUUAAAAAAAUCCCGUUGGGAAUCUUUCAAAUCUUCAGAAAAUGUUCGGAUCUUUCCAUUGUUAAAACGCAAUUGGAAGUUCCAACUUUUUGUGAUAUUCAUAUUGAUCUCGGCUGCAAAGUGCGCGUUAGGCCAUUAAAUGUACAUAAAUACCAUAAUGCAAACGCUUUUCUCUUACAAACUGACCAAAAAUAUGAUAAUGCGAUCGAACAUUACCUAGAUGGUAACAAAGUUAUCGUCACCAGUCAAAAAGGUUUAAAUCCAAAUACUCUUUGUAGCAUUAAGGCCCCCGUUAAAGCCAAUUUGCAUAUAAAAGCGAAAAAUGAUGUUACUGUGGGAUAUUUCCAAGGCGAUAAAAUUAAUAUUAACACAGAAAGUAAUGUAUUUGUGGAUAAAUUUCAAGGGGAUACAAUAGAUGUGACAACAAGCAAUGGAAAUGUUGUUUUUCAUAAUUUUAUUGAAGCUGCCAAUAUUUCAGCUGUUGUAUCUAAUGGAUCUAUUUCAACUGGAAAACUUCAAGGAUUGAAUUUAAAAUUAAAAGUAUCAGGGGAAGGGAGUAUUUCAGUAGAUUCUUCCUAUUGUGAAGAAAGUAUUUUUGUUGUGGAAAAAGGAGACAUGGACCUAAGCAAUAUCCACAGAAAUUGUAAAAUAUUUUUGAUGAAAGGCAAUCUAUCGCUCAAUAGUUUUGAUGGUCAGCUAUCUGCACUCCUCAAUUCCGGCUCCGCCGAUGUCCAUCUGUCUCGUAUUCAUGGAAACUCUGAUAUUACUCUUAAGGAUAGUGGCGAUUUAAUUUUGAAAUUGGCAGAGUCUUGCCAAGAUUUUACUACAUUUAGAAUAACCUCCCCAAAUGUAUCUUUCCCUGAUGCUGUAAAAUCUGAAAUCAACAAGAACGAAAAUUUAGUAGUACUCCGACCUGAGGCUUCCGAUGACAAUACUGUGCUUGUCAAUUGCUCAAAUGCUAAUGUUAAGGUGGAGAGUACUUCUUGGCAGGAAAUGAUGCAAAUGAAAUUGAAGAAUAAAUAACAAAGAAGAUGUACUUGAUCCCUUUUUGAAUAAGUGAUAAUAUUUAUCAAAUUUUUGCUAGGUACUUAAUUUGCCUUGUAAUUUGCUCAAUACGUUUCUCAUUAGAUAAGAAUUUAAUUUAUUUAGGUAUUUUGUAUUAUAAUACUUGCCCAAUAUUAUUUGCACUGAUUUUUUUUGUAGUUCAAGUACACAUUUAAUGGAUUUAUUAUUGGUCGUUUUUUUUUUCAUUAUUUAGUGAGCAGUGAUAAUAAU
This is a messenger RNA of Ceutorhynchus assimilis (cabbage seed weevil), 1416 nucleotides long. The record is from the annotation of a GenBank genome assembly. NCBI's taxonomy places the organism in Eukaryota, Metazoa, Arthropoda, Insecta, Coleoptera, Curculionidae.